AUGAGCUACGCGAUGCAAUCCGACGACGACCUCGCCCAGCUGCAAAAGCUGUCCAACGAGUAUGAACCUGAGGCGACGGGACCGCUGGUCGGACCAAGGCAGUCGACGGCCGCCAUCACCACCGAGUACGCCAACGGCGACCCCGUCUAUCGCGCAAAGACGCAGAACCUACCCUACAAAUACUCGCACUAUCGGACCUGCCGUGGAGAUGGACACUGUGGUUGGAGAGCCAUCGCUUUUGGUUAUUUCGAGGCCCUGCUGCGCCUGGGCGACAGCAACAAGUUCUUCGAAGAGCAGGCUCGCCUCGGAUCUCUGGCCAACAUCCUAAACCAGGUCGGCUUCCCGCAAGAUGUUUACGAGGACUUUGCCGAAGAGACGUUUUCUCUGCUUCGCAAGCUCGUCAACGUUCCCUCGGGCGACGAGGCUCAGCUGCUGGCGGCGUUCAACGACGAGAUGGUAUCGCAGAGUAUCAUCACCCACCUCAAGCUCCUGACAAGCGCUUGGAUCCAGACGCAUCCUGCAGACUUUGCGCCGUUUUUGCUGGAUCAGGACAUCCGGAGCUACUGUUCCACGCACAUCGAGGCUGCCGUUUGUGAGAUCGAGCACGUUGGCGUCAAUGCACUCUUCAAUGUCCUGCUCAAGCCUGCAGGCCUCGCUCUGGAGAUUCUCUACCUCGACCGCAGCGCCGGCGAGGAAGGGAACACUUUCCGCUAUGACGUGAUUGGCCAUGACGGCUUGACCAUCCUUGACCCUCCCACCAUAAGGCUCCUCUACAGACCUGGUCAUUAUGACAUCCUGUACAAGGCAGAGGAGAUCCAACAAGCUAUGAUUCCUCCUGCAUCCACCCAUGUCGCCGUAAAUCUGGCCCCUCAUCUGUCUGAGGACUACGUGCACAUGGACAGGGGCUUCUCCGAUGUGCUCGCCUACAUUCCCGGAAUGGGCGCCUCGACGUUCGCGCCCUCGUUGGGUCAGCCGGGCUAUAUGUCCGAUCCCUUCGGCUUCUCGUCCGCACCGGCUCCGCAACCACAGCCCGCGCCACAGCCAAUGUAUACACCGCUUCCCGUGUCACAUGCGAGCACCGACUAUGUUACGCAUGGCUUGCCCAUGGAAGCGUCGGUUGCACUGCCGCUCAACAGCCCUAGUGGACAGACCGAGCGAGGCGGCCCGUUCCGACCUUCCGCCUACGAGUUAGACUUUGCCGCUGGUCCCUCCCACCCCCUGCCUUUCCAAACGUCGAUCUUCAAGAACUCGCAUUACAACACGGCGCACUUCCUUAAUCCCGAUUUCCAGCCGGAAGAAUGGACACCGGACGCUGAAUAUGCCUCGAGUAAUCGGUCGAGACACAAGUCAACAUCGCAGUAG
Messenger RNA from Aplosporella prunicola CBS 121167, 1362 nucleotides. RefSeq lists its product as uncharacterized. Gene Ontology annotation, cellular component: nucleus. The record is from RefSeq and is a predicted model, not a curated record. The transcript has 7 exons. The coding region runs from base 1 to 1362 and encodes 453 amino acids. Lineage: Eukaryota; Fungi; Ascomycota; Dothideomycetes; Botryosphaeriales; Aplosporellaceae. Gene Ontology annotation, molecular function: ubiquitin binding; cysteine-type deubiquitinase activity. Gene Ontology annotation, biological process: protein K48-linked deubiquitination.